CGUACUCGGGCCUCCGUAGUGACGUCAUUUUCAAGGGACUCGCUAAUGUUUUGUUCCGAUUAGCUGAUGUCUCCGUUACUCGUUAAACUUGGGUGAAUCACGCUUAUUAGUAGGAUAUAUCGUUAACUUAUUCUGAGGACUUUUUUUGUAUCGACGCCCGAGUGUAAAAUAUGCCAGUCCAACUACAACCCCGAAGUAAGACAUGCUAGCUAGCUAACAGCGCUUGUUGGUAACCAGCGCCUCUGAGCUGCUCUGUCCUCUCUGCGGUCUGUGUUACUUCUGCCUACUUUCAACUAGUUAGUCAGGUCCUGUCCUUGUACUGUUUGUGGCCGAGUCUUAGCAGUAAACCCAUGUUUGUCCGACCCUUGAGUACAGUGGGCUCUGCUCCAGGUGUUGCUGCUGCUUGGAAACAGUGGUACUGGAGAAGUACAUUUCCAUUCAUCAUCACCAGAAACCCCUUCACUUCCCAAAGACCCCCCUUUCCCUUCACCUGGACUGAGUUGCACAGGAGUGAUCACCCAAGACACCUCCAUCUGUCUCCUGUCCUGAUGAAGCACCCUGACACAGAGCCUCCUGUUAAAAGGAGAAAGAGCUCGGAGUGUGAGCACUCGGGUGAAGGUGCACAGCCCAGCCCUAAACGCUCAGCUUCAGGAGAGAGACGAGAACCCAGUCCUGCAUGGCUGCGCAACAUCACAGAUGCACCGCUUCCUUCUGGGAAACCUUCCCCAAGCCUGGAUAGUACAAGGAUUAAAACAGAGUUAAAGAGGCAGUGGGAAGAGCUUACUGAGAGCUGUGCAAGCACAAGUUUUGGAACCUUCGAGUUCUCAGUGAUGUCCUACAAUAUUCUCUCUCAAGAACUACUUCUCAGCAAUGCUUACCUUUACAAACACUGUAACCCUCAUGUGUUAGAGUGGCGCCAUCGAUUCACCAACCUCAUCAAUGAGCUGGAGCAACACGCCGCAGAUAUAAUGUGUCUUCAGGAGGUGCAAGAGGAUCAUUAUCGCAAGCAGAUCAAACCCAGUCUAGAACAACUAGGCUACCACUGUGAGUACAAACGCCGGACUGGCCACAAGCUUGAUGGCUGUAUGGUAGGUUUUAAGAAAUCUCGCUUCACACUCUUCUCCUCUCACCCUGUGGAGUUUUUCCGCCAAGGAAUCCCGAUCCUAGACCGGGAUAAUGUGGGACUGAUUGUGGUGCUGAAGCCCUUGGGGGCGUCAGGCUCCGAAUGCAACGUCUGCGUGGUCACCACUCACCUGCUGUACAACCCACGGCGUGGUGACAUCAAGCUAGCACAGCUGUCAUUACUGCUAGCUGAGAUCAGUCGCGUAGCACAGCAGGACGACGGUACGACCUGCCCGAUACUGCUGUGUGGGGACUUUAACUCAGUGCCCACGAGUCCCCUCUACGCCUUUAUUACAGACAGCAAGCUUGAGUACGCAGGCAUGCCCAUCGGGAAGGUAUCAGGACAGGAAGAAAGCCCUCGAGGGCAGAGACUCCUCACAUCACCCCUUUGGCCCCCCAGCCUCGGCAUCUCCCCGCUGUGCCAGUAUGAAGGCCAAACUAACGAACCUGAUGUAAAGGAAUCACAGCAAAGUGGUUCAAAAAAAGGCUUGAACAAACCUAGCAUUGAACAUGGUUUUAAGCUGACCUCGGUGUACUCUCACUACCUAAAAGAGAGCGGUCAUCGUGAAAUCACCACCUACCACUCACGCACGGCCAUUACUGUCGAUUACAUCUUCUAUUCACCAGCGCAGAGGGAAGAGUCAGGCUGGGCAGAAUGCAGCGCUGCACCACAGCGAGGCCUACAGCUGCUCUCCAGGUUGACCCUGGUCAGUGAAGCCGAGCUGAGAGAAGUGAAAGGCCUGCCCAAUCAGUGCCACUCAUCUGACCACCUCCCUCUCGUUGCCCGGUUCCGUCUGCACUCCUGAGCUGCUCGUCUGUCUGAUGUUGUGUCGAAUUUGUAUAUUGAGUUUCAGGAUUUACACAUUAACCUAAAAGUGAUUGUUCAGUUGUUUUAGGCUUGAUGAUGAUUAGAUCUCUGGAACGUUGUUAUUCCUGCGGUUUCUAAGUGAAGUUGAUCGUUUUAUGUGCAUCAUCCAUGAUGAUGUGCAAACUGCGAUGAGUUUACAAAACGGGUUCUACACCAGCAAAACUGGAUUCCUUUACCCUCACCUGCAUUGCAUGAUGUAUAGAUUUGUUCUUAAUUGGGAUUUUUAAGACUGCCAUGUACUCAUCUGAUUUUAUUGAAGUUUUACUUUUAAUUUAUUAAGCAUGAAGUCCAAGCUCGUUUCUUAUGUUUUGUUUUUGGAGCACUGCUGAAUACCAUCCUGGAUCUUCGAAUUGUCUAUAAGGGUAAAUACUCAAGACUUUAUUUUACACAUUUAUUUAAUGAAACUCCGCAGAACACGAAUCGUGUGAAAGGGACCUCACCACAUUCGAUGUAAAUAAAGUGCUUUAAAGUUAUACAUAAUCAGCUUAAACUGUAUGUAGUCUCAGUUUUCAUGCUUCUUUGCAGACUAAUGUUUUUCUGCCAGAUAUGCCCCAGAACCUCACAAUGGUAAUAAAAUUGAUGAUAACACA
Messenger RNA from Ictalurus punctatus (channel catfish), 2580 nucleotides. It is a transcript of the gene angel2, whose product is annotated as angel homolog 2 (Drosophila). Lineage: Eukaryota; Metazoa; Chordata; Actinopteri; Siluriformes; Ictaluridae. Gene Ontology annotation, biological process: 3'-UTR-mediated mRNA stabilization. Bases 351 to 1928 code for a protein of 525 amino acids. The transcript has 9 exons. Gene Ontology annotation, molecular function: 3'-5'-RNA exonuclease activity; mRNA 3'-UTR binding. The record is from RefSeq and is a predicted model, not a curated record.